AUGGACGAAGUUGUCUUUCUAGGCAUGAGCCGCGAGAACGGCUUCAACAAUACCAUUCAAACGGCUAGAAAGUCGUCCCUCCUUGCUGAGAUGGUCCGCCUGAAUCAUAUUUUGCAACAAAUCAACGAUUUCAACAUUCGAGUCGCUGAGUCCCAGCUCAAUUCCGUUGCUAUCUUCACCGACUUGGAAUAUCUUUCCUCCCAGCUUGACCGAUGGCUUGAUGAGCUACCGGACCAUAUACGUGAUACUCGCGAGAACUUGGAACGGUUUGCUGCCCUGGGGCUCGGUCGUGUGUUUUUGGCAAUCUACCUGGGAUACUAUCACUUCGGACAAAUGCUUUUCUACCGCUUUCUUCACGAAGACUCACAGUCGACCACUCCGCGCAGCCGGCACUAUGCCAAUAAGUGCAAGGACCACGCUGGUAGAUUAUGCGAUAUUGUCUACUCAUCGGAGACAGUACCUAACUGUGAUGUGAAAUAUAAUAUGGUAGGUCAUGUGCUCGUCAUCGCGUCAACAAUCCAGAUUCACAGCCUUUUAUUUGAAUCAAAUGAUACAAAUCUCGCUCUUGCAAAAGCGAGGCUGGAGAAGAACUUUUGUAUACUGACGGAACUCUGCGCCCUAUGGGCAACCAUGGACGUCUGCAUGGAUCGACUUAUGGCAUUUCACAAAGCGUGCAGAGAGUCGGCAGGUACAAGUUUCUGCAUGGAUCAAUGGAUGGUACGAUUCUUGGUGGAGUUUGCGAGUCCUGUUACGGAUAAAAGCUCUCAUUCUGGCGAUGGAGGUCGGUGGUCACUCGCGGAAUUGGGUAUCACUACCGUGUAG
This is a messenger RNA of Penicillium daleae, 822 nucleotides long. RefSeq names its product fungal specific transcription factor domain-containing protein. Gene Ontology annotation, cellular component: nucleus. The record is from RefSeq and is a predicted model, not a curated record. The transcript has a single exon. Bases 1 to 822 code for a protein of 273 amino acids. Lineage: Eukaryota; Fungi; Ascomycota; Eurotiomycetes; Eurotiales; Aspergillaceae.